UAUGGUCAAAAGUCAUGGCGUUACUUAUCAAAAUAUACAGUAAUUUUUUCAAACAAACAAUAACUAAAUUAAUUUUUACUCUUAAGCGAACUACGGUGUAUAUUUUAAGAGUUUUUUUCAGUGGCAAAAUUACAGGUAUGGAAGAUUCAAAUCAAAUGGAGGAACUAAAAUAUGAUAGUUCCGAUUCGUCUGAUGAGAAGGAAUCUGCCAAUUAUGUGUUGUAUAAAAAUCGACCUGAAUGGAAGGAUGUGCAACCAGUGCCACAGGAUGAUGGUACAGGACAUGUAGUUAAAAUAGCAUAUUCUGAAAAAUUUACAGAUGUUUACAAUUAUUUUAGAGCUAUUCUCCAAUCAGGAGAAAAAUCGCUCAGGUCUCUUGAAUUAGUCACAGAUGCCAUUAGUUUGAAUCCAGCUAACUAUACUGUUUGGAUUUACCGACUUGAAAUUGUGUUAAAUUUAGAUAUAGACCUGCAUACAGAAUUAGACUACAUCUCAAAUGUAAUUCGUGAAUAUACUAAAAAUUAUCAAGUAUGGCAAUAUCGUAAGAAUAUAGUUGAGUUAUUGAACGAGCCAUCUAAUGAACUUGAAUUCACUGCUGAGAUUUUAGUAAUGGAUGCCAAAAAUUACCAUGCGUGGCAAUACAGACAAUGGGUUCUUACCACUUAUAGUAAUUUAAUGGAAAAAGAAUUGGACUUUGUUGAGGAUUUAUUAUCAAAAGAUAUGCGAAAUAACUCAGCAUGGAAUCAGAGGUACUUCGUAAUUUACAAUAGUGAUCCAUCUUCUGAAACUAUUGAGAAAGAAUUGAUCUAUACAUUUAAUAAAAUUAAGAUUCUAUCAAAAAACGAAAGUGCUUGGAAUUACUUAAGAGGACUAUUGUUGUAUUCAGAAAAUGGAAUAUUAGAAGAAAAAGUACGGGCAUUCUGUAAUCAACUAUAUAAAAGUGGUAACAGAUCACCAUAUUUAUUAUCAUGUAUGAUUGAUUGGCUCGAUGCUGAUGAAUCAACAGACCCGGAUAAUGUUGAAAAAGUAAAAUUUGUUUUAAAAUUAUGUUUUGAAUUGGCAACAAAAUUUGAUCCAAUUCGACGAUUCUAUUGGGCAUACAUUUCCAGUGAUAUCCAAAAAAAAUAUAAUAUUAUAGAUCAUGAUACUAAAAUCAAUGUUUUAGAAGAGACAUUCAAUGAAAUGAGUUAUAACGAUUAAUUUAUGUAAAAAUUAAUUAUGCAUUAUUUGGAUAGCUGAGUGAUUUAUAAUAAAAUACUAAUUGCUAAUAUGUCAUUUGAAGAAAAUAU
Molecule: messenger RNA, 1288 nt
Organism: Adelges cooleyi (spruce gall adelgid)
Lineage: Eukaryota; Metazoa; Arthropoda; Insecta; Hemiptera; Adelgidae
Gene: Fnta
Product: protein farnesyltransferase/geranylgeranyltransferase type-1 subunit alpha
Exons: 7
Coding region: 15-1199 (394 amino acids)
Biological process (GO): protein farnesylation; protein geranylgeranylation
Cellular component (GO): cytoplasm; CAAX-protein geranylgeranyltransferase complex; protein farnesyltransferase complex
Molecular function (GO): CAAX-protein geranylgeranyltransferase activity; protein farnesyltransferase activity
Source: RefSeq, a predicted model, not a curated record